Molecule: messenger RNA, 2535 nt
Organism: Linum trigynum
Lineage: Eukaryota; Viridiplantae; Streptophyta; Magnoliopsida; Malpighiales; Linaceae
Source: the annotation of a GenBank genome assembly
AUGGCUCUGCAGCAGGCAAUGGUGGGGACAGCAGCAAAAGAGAAGAUUGAGAAACUGUUUGAGAAAGGCGAUGAUCAUCGUGUUUCAGCCUCGGCGUACGACACCGCAUGGGUGGCAAUGGUUCCAUCUCCCAACAACAAGCCGUCGUCUCCGCAGUUCCCUGGGUGCCUCAACUGGAUACUCCACAACCAGCACAAGGACGGCUCUUGGGGGAUUCACCCUAAUUUGCUCCGGAACCGGAAGGACGCACUCUCCUCCACUUUAGCUUGCGUCCUCGCCCUCAAGCGCUGGGGCAUUGGUAACCAACAUGUCCACAAUGCGCUCGGAUUUAUGGAGCGGCAGUCGGGUUGUCUGCGGGAUUCGAGCCAGCAAAACCCCAUCGGGUUCGACGUGAUAUUCCCGGCAAUGGUUGAGGCCGCUGCCGUGGAUUUCGAUCUCAGUCUCCCACUGGACGCCGGAGUCGUAGACCCUAUGCUUCGGAAAAGGGACGACUGGUUGCGAAUGAUGGCGACUUCUUCUUCGUGUUCCAAGGGACACAACGCCUACCUGGCGUACAUCUCGGAAGGGAUGGGGAAUUCCCGACGCCACUGGCAGACUGCGCUCAGUUUCCAGCGGAGCAACGGCUCUCUUCUCAACUCGCCCUCCGCAACCGCCGCCGCCUUCAUUCACCUCCGCGAUUCCAACUCCCUCCAUUAUCUUGCAUCAAUAUUUGAUGAUGAUCAUCAUCUCCUUCUCCCCGCCGCCGGAGUCGCAGCAGUUCCAACCAGUUACCCACAUCAAGUUCAAACUCGGCUGAGCCUGAUUGAUGGAAUUCGGAAUCUGGGAAUUCAACACCACUUCCGUGACCAAAUCAAGCGGGGUUUGGAUGAGAUCUAUACAUGCUGGAUGCAGGGAGACGAGGAUAUAUUCUUGGAUCCCACAAAUUGUGCCAUGGCAUUCAGGAUACUCCGACUCAACGGAUACCCAGUUUUCCCUGACGUGUUUAGUCGAUUUACAGAAGAUCGGUUCUGGAAGGAAACGAUGGAAGGAUAUUUGGAAGAUGAGAAGGCCGUGUUGGAGCUAUAUAAGGCCUCCAGAGUUAUCCUCCCUGGAGAAACAAUUCUGGAACACCAACAGCUAUGGACAAAAGAAUUCUUGAUACAGUUGCGUGGGGAUCAAGAAUCAACUCAUCAUUAUUCUAAUAGGCCCAAACCACACAAAUCGGUCAUCACUGAGGUGAAUAAUGUUCUUACUUAUCCAUUUCAAGCUGAUUUGGAAUCCUUGGCUCGAAAAAGAACCAUUGAACAAUACUCUACUGAUACAACGAGGAUUCUCAAGUCCUCCUUCAGUUCUCCAUACUUUGGCGGCCACGAUUUUCUGACAUUAGCGUCCGAUGAUUUCACAUCUCUCCAAUUGCUAUAUCGUGAAGAACUUGGGAAUCUAAUGUUGUGGCUUAAAGAGAAAAGGUUGGAUGAGCUUAAGCUGGCGAAACCGAAAAUGAGCUAUGGUUACUUCCAUGCUCUAGCCGUGUUCAGCGACCCCGACCACUCUGAUGCACGUAGUAUAUUUUGCAAACAUGCUAGUCUUGUGGGUCUUAUUGAUGACUUAUUUGACAUUUAUGGGACACAUGAAGAGCAUUUGAAUUUGGUCCAUCUUCUCCAGAGGUGGGACCCCGUCGGACCGAAGGUAAAGUUCUCCUCCGAGCGAGUUGAAACAUUGUAUUGGGCACUUCACUCCACGAUUUGUGAGACGGCGGAGAAAGCACUCCCAGUGCACGGCCAAAGUAGUUCAAAAAUUAUGGAUCAUGUCGUGGAGCUUUGGGUAGGUUUGUUGAAAGGAAUGGUGCAAGAAACAGAAUGGUCCAGAACCAAGACCGUCCCAACACUUGAGCAGUACAUGACAACCGCCUCCAUCACGAUUGCUUUGGGACCAAUCUUCCUCCCUGCUCUCUACUGUGCAGGUGAUGAGCUGUCCGAAGAGGUCAUCAGAAGUGCACAGUUUCAGAAGUUACUCCACCAUACCUCCACUUGCGGCCGUUUACUAAAUGACUCUAGAGGCUUUCAGAGAGAAGCUGCAGAAGGGAAACCGAAUGCUGUGUCUUUGCGUAUGAGUUGUCGAAGUAGUAGUAGCGCUGAAGCUGAAGAAGCAGCCAUGGAAGAGAUCGAAAGCUUGAUAGAGGACCUGACACGACAAGUUUUGAGGAUGGCGUUGGAUGAAGAGACCUGCAGCCCAACCCCAGGGAUUCCAGCAUCGGUCAGGUAUAUGUUCUGGGAAACGAUGAAGAGCUUUCACUUGCUCUACAUGAAGGAGGAUUUAUUCAACUCCACUAAAUUCGCCAAAGUCGUACGAUCUUUUAUUGACGACCCAAUCGCAUCAGCACAAGGAAUGAACUCAAGUGAGCAGCUAUGUAUCCCUUCAGUGCCAAAUAACAAGAAACUAUUUGAAGGUCAGGUAAAAUGUGAUCCGGUAACAGCAGUACUACAAGAAGAAAACAACCACCUUUUUUCCAGGACUCGUCAGAUGAAGCACAGACAAGUGGAUAAAUUUUACCUGUGA